Messenger RNA from Exophiala oligosperma, 873 nucleotides. Its product is annotated as required for respiratory growth protein 9, mitochondrial. Gene Ontology annotation, cellular component: nucleus. Bases 1 to 873 code for a protein of 290 amino acids. The record is from RefSeq and is a predicted model, not a curated record. NCBI's taxonomy places the organism in Eukaryota, Fungi, Ascomycota, Eurotiomycetes, Chaetothyriales, Herpotrichiellaceae. The transcript has a single exon.
AUGGUUUUCAGUAGCAAAUCCAGCAGUAUCGUUUUACACACCAUCCGUUGCAGGACACCGUCUUCGCCUAUCCUCACUUUCAAGUCGUCAAUAUCCUCAGCAUCGACUCCCUUUCUCCGCAACUCAUCUGCGUCUUCUGUUUUUGCACCUAAUCGGACUGGCCAUGUAUCAAAGAGGCGGAGGCUGUCAUCUUCUCGUACAGCAGCUGCAUCACUCGAUCACCGACAACUAGAAGAGUCUGGAUCUGGGCUAGGCUCAAGGUUCAGCUGUGGGAAUGCUGGGCAAUCUGGCUCUGGAAUCUCGCCGUCCUCGGAAACCCGCGGGCAGUCUCAGCAGCUUCAAGAAGAUUUCAUUGAGAUGUCGUUACAAGACAAGCCUAGAUCUCAAGAUUCUGGCUCGGCAAGCGCGAGAGGCCACAAGAAGGAAGGAAAAAGACGGGUGGAAUUGAGAGAGUUGGUCGAUCCUAGAAAACAAAAGUCAGAACCAUGGCAAAUACAAAAAGACGCUCUGAAGAAGAAGUUUGGUGAAGGAGGAUGGAAUCCAAGAAAGAGAUUGUCUCCAGACACUAUGGAAGGCAUCCGCAGUCUUCAUGAACAGGAUCCAGAAAGAUACUCUACACCGCUAUUAGCAGAGCAUUUCAAAGUGUCACCGGAAGCCAUUCGUCGUAUCCUCAAGAGUAAAUGGCGGCCAUCUGAAAAGGAAAUGGAGAAGAAAAGGGAACGAUGGGCCAAGAGGCAUGACCGGAUCUGGGACCAGCAGGCAGAAUUAGGCCUGAGGCCAAAGAGGAGAAAGGAGAGACCACAGGAGGAUCCUGAUGAAUUCGAAGAGAACCUGAGAGCGAAGGAAAUGCUGGAUAAUGCGAGGAGUGCUUGA